CUCCGUGCAAGAGAGACGUCGGCACCUCGCGCCGCGCGCACAUGGCCAGUCUGCCUGCACCGACCCCGCAUACCUCCGUGUCCUUAUCACGUGUUUAUAUAUAUUUAUCGUGAUUUUUAUACAUUUCGAGUGUAUCAUCCCCAAGUGUUAAGUGUAUCGCGGAAUCGAAUAUUGUCCCGUCGAGUUGCUUCAGCCACAAGGUUGAGAUUUCUAAUUUUUUUGCGGGGUUUUGAAUAAUUAUCGUUGUUUUGAAAAAGUGCUGGAGGGUAUUAAACUUGGUGUAACUCCCCUUAAAAGUGUACUCGGCCCUUAUUUUUUCGAAUCUAGGCGGUGUCUUCUUUUUGUGUGCGGGAUUCUUCAAAUUCUGGUUCCUGUGGUGAUAUUUAAUUUAUUUAUUUAUUCAUUAUUUUUCGAGUGAUCGGAGUGUUGAUUUGUGCCUGAUUCAGUUUCAUAAAGCUCCAGCUCUUCUGGGAAUCUUAUUAGACAGUGCAUCUAGAGGAUCAGAGGAGAAAAGGAUGCAGUGUUGGAUUAAAACUUUCAUCUGAGCGACAAACUCUCCUCACAGACUAGUCCGAAAACUGAACGCAGACCAGAUUUCAUCUAGAGUCUUCAUAAUAAGCCAUAAACAAGUCUGAUUUUUGGACAUCCACCAUUGAACAGUCAAAUGCAUAAGAUCAAAUUUUGCUACUCCGUCUCAGAUUGCUCGAGGUGUGCGGAAGGAUAAGGCGGGGAGGAUGAGGAUCCUGAGGCUGAAGCGGCUGGACUCCUCGCACGAGUAUGAGGACGGCGCGGAGGACCAGAAGAGGGAGCGGACGACGGCGACGGCCGAGAGACAGGACAAAACGAUCAAGUCGGAGCGCGGCCGCCAGGAAAAGGGCCCCGAUCAACCGCAGGUCUUCCAGACCGUCACCGCCAUGCCGGCCCUCAUCCUGGAGGACGACGCUCCGCCCAUCGAUAUGAAAAGAAAGCUCUCCACCUGGGGCCGAAAGAUGGGCAAGAAACUGGACCUCCUCCGACGCUCGGAGUCGCGGGACUCCCUGGACUCGGACAGCAUCGGCUCCCGCGACAGCCUCCGGAAGCGGACCCCCCUCCGCGGCGGGAAAUCCUCGGAAAACAUCAACACUCCAACCUCCACCGACUCCAACACCCGAUCCUCCAUCAAAGGCUUCUUCAACCGCCUCGGCUACAACAACCAAACCCGGCUCCAGACCGGGAGCUUCCGGGCCUCGGAGAAAGCCCCCGAGCCGGAACUCUACCGCUCCGUCUCCACGUCGCACCUCGUGACGUCAUACGUCCGCGGCGACGACCCCGCCGACUGCCUCGACAAGCCCGCCCCCAGCGACAAAGACGCCAACUACCCCAUGAAGACCAUGUCGUGCGAUAAUAUCUCCAGGCUGGGCCAGGGGGCGACGCCGUCGCCCAAGAAGGCCAACUUCCCGUACGCGUUUUUGAGGUCCAAGUUGUCCGUCCUCCCGGAGGAGAACGUCAAGUCGGGGCUCUCGUGCUCCAAGUUCGCGCAGAGCGACUCGUUCAGUACGUACGAGACGCUGCGCGUGAGGUCCAACUCCGAGGAGCACUUUCCGAACCUGAAGAUCGAGCCGACGAUAGAGUGCAGCACGCUCGGGCGGCGGAAAAAACCAAGUCUGGAGAUCAACAGGGGUAGCUGUUUGUCGAUGAAGGCGGACAAGCUGCACCUGAGCAACUACGUGAGCUCGAACGAGUCAGGCUACGACAGCGACAGCACGAGGAACGCAGAAGACAGUUUCAUGCUCAAGCUGGAUCUCAGCGAGAAGUCGGACCUCAACGAAAGUUUCGACUCGAGCAGUGUCAAGUCCGAGCGGCUCGACGACACCGAGCAACCCUUUAGUCUGGCCCUACAGCCCAGCUCCCCCUGGGCCUACAAUAGCCUGAGCCGGCAGUUCAAGUCGCGGCAAUCUAGUCAGGGCUCGGAAUCCCCGCCUUUCAAGUUCAAGGGCGACAAACGGGACAUCCCCCGCACCCCCAAGUUCACCCGGCAGAUGUUCGUCAAGAACACCAAGCCCCGGAGGAUGUUCUCGACGGUGCUACCUAUCGAGCAGGAGAUGACGUCACUCCCGCCCAUGACGUCACUGCCACCCAAUCUCAACGCGGAGCCGAGCAGGAGGUUCCGGCUCAUCCGGCUCCUCAAAGUCAGGGCCGACGAGGACCUGGGCAUCUACCUCACCAUGAAGGCGCUCGACUUUCAGAGUUCCGAGGUCCGCUACAUCGUCGUCAAGCUCGAGGCCGGAAAGAUCGCUGAAAGGGACGGCCGCAUCUGCGUCGGGGACGAGGUGGUAAACGUGAACGGACGGGUUCUGCGCGGGAUCACGGCCCUCCAAGAGGUCCAGGAGAUCCUGAGCAAAUGCGAACCGAGCUCAAGCGGCCACGGCUUCCACGUGGACAUCGUCGUCGUCCGCCAGGAGACCCCCUUCACCGCCCGACCGCCCGCCGACCCCCCUCGGGACCGACCCCCUUCCACCACCCCAACCCCCACCCCCAGCAGCCGCGUCGUCAUGCGCACCAUCAGCAUCGACUCCGACUCCAGCGAGUCCUCCAAGUCAGACUCGGUCUUCACCAAGCCCGAAACAUCGUCCCAGGGCGAUCCCGAAUCGUCCUUCGCGAAGCCGGACACCCCCGACUUCCACACCGCUUCCCACUUCCCCGCCCACCCUGAUCUCAGCCAGAACUUCUUCUCGGUCAACUACUCCAGCUCUUCAUCCACCACCUCCUCGUCGUCGUCGACCAGUUCGUCGACCAACCCCUUCGUUUCGUCCACGAACCCCUUCACGUCGAGCCCCUCGAGUAGUUCUUCGACCUCGUCGACGAAUCCUUUCGUUUCAAACCCGUUCGGUGAGGUGUCCCAGAGGGGCUGGGAGCAAGGGUCUAGGCAGCAGGAGGCGAAGGCGAUCAUCAACAGGGUGCUGGCGUCGGGUCUCGGGGAGUCGAUGUCGGACUUCGGGCAGACGAUCACGACGAACCAGUUCUCUGUCUGCUUCAGCAAAGGCAUCGGGAAGAAGUCGCUUGGGUUCAGCAUCGUCGGAGGUCGUGACUCCCCGCGGGGGGAGAUGGGCAUCUUCGUCAAGACGAUCUUCGCAACCGGGCAGGCCGCCGAGCAGGGGUUGCUCAUGGAAGGUGACGAAAUUUUGGCGGUGAAUGAUGAAAGUUUGCAAGGAAUGUCCCACGCCGAAGCAAUCGGGGUGUUCAAGAAAAUUCGAUCAGGUGAAGUAGAACUCAAAGUCGUGCGUAGACGAUUUCAAGAAAAUUCUAAUAAAAGGAUCUUCAAACCGAAGUGCAUCGAAAUAAUGCAAGCUCAAUGUUAACCAAUCUUCACCUAAUCGUAGCCACAUAGUCGGUUGAGAAACUCAGGAACUCCCCUGCUACGUCAGUGCUCAAAUUGUUAACCUUGUCUUUCUGAUGUAUACGCUCAAAAAGUGUAUUGUACAAUGUGUUCAUUUGUAAAGUUAGUUAAAAACCACUCUUCCAAGACUGUGAAUCAUACAUUUUGUACAUACUAACUCUGUAUAUUAAACACGAUUUGAUUUUGCGUUAAGUUUUUAUCAUAACGAGACUCUACUUGAUUUUGAAACAUUUUUUCAUUCAAAAUAUAUUUUAAUUAAAAGUU
Molecule: messenger RNA, 3640 nt
Organism: Bemisia tabaci
Lineage: Eukaryota; Metazoa; Arthropoda; Insecta; Hemiptera; Aleyrodidae
Molecular function (GO): protein binding
Source: RefSeq, a predicted model, not a curated record